Musca vetustissima is the source of this 3749-nucleotide messenger RNA. RefSeq names its product exportin-5 (gene Ranbp21). Gene Ontology annotation, biological process: RNA export from nucleus; protein export from nucleus. Gene Ontology annotation, molecular function: RNA binding; small GTPase binding; nuclear export signal receptor activity. The record is from RefSeq and is a predicted model, not a curated record. The coding region runs from base 12 to 3749 and encodes 1245 amino acids. Gene Ontology annotation, cellular component: RNA nuclear export complex; cytoplasm; nucleus. Lineage: Eukaryota; Metazoa; Arthropoda; Insecta; Diptera; Muscidae. The transcript has 2 exons.
CCCAACAACAAAUGCUGGCCGAUGAAUUGGCCAAGGCAGUGGAAUUAAUAAUGCAUCCCCACACGGCCCAACAGGCCCGUAUGGAGGCUUAUAUGGCAUGUGAACGCUUCAAAGAAGAAAGCCCUUUGUGUGCCCAAGUCGGUCUCUUCCUGGCCAGCGGCCAAUAUUCACAAAAUGUCAAACAUUUCGGUUUGCAGCUAAUGGAGUACACAAUCAAAUUCAAAUGGAAUUGCAUUUCCCAGGAAGAGAAAAUCUUCAUUAAAGAGCAUGCCAUGAAAUUGCUGUUGCUGGGCGUCGGUCCGGCUGAGGAUCGUUCACUGUCCCACCUCAAAGAUGCCUUGUCACGUAUUAUUGUGGAAAUGAUCAAAAGGGAGUGGCCACAACAGUGGACCACCCUGCUGGCGGAGUUAAGUGAUGCCUGCACCAAGGGAGAGGCUCAAACCGAGUUGGUCCUUUUGAUAUUUCUCCGCUUAGUGGAAGAUGUGGCGCUGUUGCAAACCAUCGAAUCCAAUCAGCGGCGUAAGGAUAUGUACCAGGCCCUGACCAACAAUAUGAAUGACAUAUUUGAAUUUUUCCUACGCCUGGUGGAGUUGCAUGUCACCUCGUUUCGUGAAGCUACGGGUCAGGGUAACUAUCAGAAGGCCAAUGCCCACAGCCGUGUGGUGGAAAUGGUAUUGCUCACGUUGACCGGAUUUGUGGAAUGGGUAUCGAUUAACCACAUUACCUGCAACAAUGGCAAACUGUUGCAGAUCCUUUGCAUUUUACUCAAUGACAAAGCAUUCCAAUGCAAUGCUGCCGAGUGUCUGUCACAGAUCACAAAUCGCAAGGGACAGGUUAAGGAGCGCAAACCGCUGUUGAUGCUGUUCGGUGAGGAGCCAAUGCGUUACAUGUAUUCCGCGUCACAGAUGACACCGAGCGAUGAGAGUGUGGCCAGCUUGGAACAGAAUCACACGUUCCUAAAGAAAUUGGUCCAGCUACUGAGUGGCAUGGCUCAACAAUUGAUUGCCCUGUGGGGCAAGGAAGACGGGGCCAUACAACGUCCUGCUCAUUUGGAAAUAUUUUUGGAAUGCCUGUUGAGUUUGACACGUCAAGCUUCGUUAAAUGUUUCACAUGGUUCGGCCUUAAUAUGGAAUGUCCUGUUGAAACAUGAUGCAAUUUCCAAGGAUGCAGCGGUAUUAGUUUAUAUCCCCAAGAUAAUUGAGGUGGUGGGGCCGCGCAUUAUCAAAACCCCCUAUCCCUCGGCCCGGAGUUUGACGGGUGGUGCUAAUGCCGGGACGGCCUCCUACAUAUGUUUGGAAUAUGAUUCCGAGGAGGAGUUUGCCGUUUUCUUCUACCGCUGUCGCACCGACUAUUUGGAGAUAUUCCGCCAGGCCACCUUGGUCCAGCCUUUGGUUACAUUUGCCUAUUGUGAGCAGUGGCUGAAUAUGCGUUUGGCCAAGGCGCACAGUGAACGGGGCAAUAAUGUCCAGUGCAGUGUCCUGGAUCCCAACUACUUGGAAUGGGAAGCCUUGGUAUCGGUGCUUGAUGGGGUGCUUAGUCGUAUCCUAAUGGUGGCUGAAAGACCUUCGGUGCAAGCGGGGCUACGUCUACUGGAGGAGUGCCUCAAGGUGGACACGGACAACCCGUUGACCCUGUCAAUAUUGCUCUCCUGCAUUUCCACGUUGUUUGUGUUCCUCAGCAUGUCAUCGUGUCAAAUAACGCCCAAUAAUUGUGUGGCCAUGACAGGCGUAUCCCUACUGCCAAGGGUAUUGGAGAAAAUCUUUAAUGCUUUGGUGUUCCGUGACCCCUUAGAUCAAACCCCGGCCAAUGUACAGCAUCAGCAGCCGCUAACACCCCGAGUGCAGGCCUGUAAAAAUCUGCGCCGCCAUGCCGCCUCGCUAAUUGUAAAAUUGGGCCACAAAUAUCCAUUGCUCCUGCUGCCGGUUUUCGAGCAAAUCAAUACGCACAUAAAGACCCUAUUCCAACAGCCUCAACAUCCCAUAAGUAAAAUGGAUCGUAUUACCCUGCAAGAGGCCCUACUGCUGAUCUCCAAUCAUUUUUGUGACUAUGAAAGGCAGUAUGCCUUUAUUGGUGAGGUUAUGCGUGACAGUUUGCCACAUUGGUCGGCCUUCUCGCAUGCCUUUAAAUCGGCAUUAGAUUUCAUGCAUUUUGUGGGUUUGGAUCAGCCACCGGUAUAUCCCAUUGAAAGUGACCCAUGUGGACCACAUCGCAGUUCGCUCAUUGAUGCUUUGUAUAUUGUAUUGGGUGUGAUCAAGCGGUGCACCUGGCCCGAUGAUCCCGAUAGGGCAUCACGUGGUGGUUUUGUGGUGGGUUUUACAGAGUUGGGUAAUCCCAUCUGCCGCAAUCCUGCCUCACCCCAUGUCAUACCCUUGCUGCCGCACAUUUUGUCCCUCCUAAGGGUCUUAAAUGAACUCUUCAAGGCCGAGGCUGUGGCUGGCCUCUCAGAGGGUUAUCGCAACAUACACACCAUGCUGGAACAUGAAAAGAAGGUGCUGAUGGGUGUGUGUGCCAUACCAGCCGACCCAUUGGAUCCCUCGGUCAAGAAACCCCCCACACCCUUUGAUAAAAUGCAACAAUUUAUGACGUUGCUGUAUGAAGGCUGCUACCAUAUGAUGGGCUCGGCGGGACCCUCGCUGGGCAGAGACCUCUAUCAGCUGCAGGGUGUUUCCGAUGCUCUCAUCAACAGUGCAUUCGCCUGCCUAGACGAUUUACCCGAUUAUCGUCUACGUCCAAUUAUCCGGGUAUUUUUCAAACCAUUUGUCUACUCCUGUCCCCCGGCCUUUUACGACAACGUCCUAUUGCCGAUUUUUGCCCACAUCUCGCCGAUUAUGUGUCAACGUUUGACGGCACGAUGGGCCUACAUUACAUCCCUCUACGAAUCGGGCCAACUGAACGAUGAGGAACAAUCCAAUGACACCCAAGAGGUAUUGGAAGAUAUGCUCAACCGGUCGCUGACCCGAGAAUAUUUGGAUGUGCUGAAAGUGGCUUUGGUGGGCGGACAGAUUGGACCCGAAACCACGGUCAACAAUGCCGCCUCAACUGCCACAAAUAUUGCUUCCGAUGUCACAAUGGAUGCCGAAGAACAUUCCAUGGAUGGUGUGGCCCACACAAGGGCUGCCCAGGCCGCCUUACUUUCCGACAUAAUCAGUGAUUUGGGGGCGAAACUUUUACGCAAUCCCUCCACCACCAACUACAUACUAAUGACCCUGCUCAGUGCUCUCUCCUGGAAUGAUGGUACAUGCAAUCUGAAGGCGGUGAAUGUGGCCGCGCCGGUUAUGCGUUUUCUGGCCGGGGAACAGCUAAUGGAUGCCAAUAAGGCGGUGACAGCAUUUACGGCUGUCUUACGUGGUCUACAGAUACACGGGCAACAUGAAGCCAAUCAGGCUGGACUCAUAACCCUGGGUGUACAAUUUUAUGAACUGCUGCGACCCAAGUUCCCUGCCCUCACCGAGGUACUACAAAGUAUACCGAAUGUGUCGACAGGUGACAUACAAAAAUUCGAUGAAAAAAUUGCCGUGGCCCCCGUCAAGGGCAACAAAGUGGAUAAGGCCAAAAAGGAUUUGUUUAAAAAGUUGACAGCACCCCUGGUGGGGCGUAGCAUGAAUCAAUUGUUCCGUCAUGAAAUCAAAAUUGCCAAUUUGCCACCAAUGCCCUCACAGAAACUUAAAAAUCCCACAGCCGAUAUUAUCGAUACAAAUCAAAAUGCCGGAUUGCCGAGUUUAUUUCAGACCAGCGGGGGAAAUAAGUGA